AUUAAUUUAUUGACAGUCACGCUGCUUACGCAUAUGGUGUUACAACAAAGUGUUCAAUAUAUUUUUCAAUAAUAACAUAACUUUAUGUAACGCGAACUUUGACCAUGAGUCUGUAAAAUAUUGUAAGAUAUAAGAUAAAUGAAGUAGGUAACGGUUAGCUAUUUAGUGAGAUACGACUGUUAAGUGUAAAUAAGUAAAUAGUAGCUUAGUAUUGACUAAGAAUUCUGAAUACUUUGAAAAUGGCCAAACUUAUUAGACAAAUUAUUUUAUCUACUAAGGCACCUGCUCCUGUUGUACCAGUAUACAGUCAGGCCGUUUCCUUUAAUAACAUGCUCUUCCUUUCCGGUUCAUUGGGAAUUUCAAAAGAUACAAACAAACUAGUAGAAGGAGGAGCAGCAUCAGAAGCUACACAAGCAAUUGAAAACAUUAAAAAUAUCUUAGAAGCUGGUAAUUCCAAUUUGAGUCAAGUUUUGAAAACUACCAUUUACCUCAAAGAUAUCAAGGAUUAUACCGCAGUUAAUGAAGUCUACUUUAAAUACUUUAACAAGGAUCCUCCAGCAAGAACUGCAUUCCAGGUUGCUGUUCUACCAAUGAAUGCUUCAGUGGAGAUAGAAGUUAUUGCUGCCGUUGGCAACGUUGUUACUAGUCACGCUAAAUUAUAAAAAGUUAUAUUUUGAAUUAUAUUUGUAUUGAAUUUAUAUUAAAUUUAUAUUAUUGUUA
Messenger RNA from Diabrotica virgifera virgifera (western corn rootworm), 720 nucleotides. RefSeq names its product rutC family protein UK114. Gene Ontology annotation, molecular function: deaminase activity. Gene Ontology annotation, cellular component: cytosol. The transcript has 3 exons. NCBI's taxonomy places the organism in Eukaryota, Metazoa, Arthropoda, Insecta, Coleoptera, Chrysomelidae. The record is from RefSeq and is a predicted model, not a curated record. The coding region runs from base 240 to 662 and encodes 140 amino acids.